Caenorhabditis bovis is the source of this 2517-nucleotide messenger RNA. The record is from the annotation of a GenBank genome assembly. Lineage: Eukaryota; Metazoa; Nematoda; Chromadorea; Rhabditida; Rhabditidae.
AUGAUGAACACUUCGGCGGUAAUUAACAAUGGCAGUCCAAAUGCUCCCGUUGUAAUCAACGUCGCGCUUGGAGCACCACUAUGGUUUUAUAUCGGAACAAUGUCAAUUCUAAUGUUCAGCUGCAGUUGUUGUGUCUUAUGGUGCCUCUGUAUGUUUAUUUCGCUCGCCAGAGAUGAUAAAAAAUCAACAACAGCGAAGAGCAGCGCCAGACGAGAACUCGACGCGAUUUCACAAAGUAUUAGAAGUACUCGAAAGAAAAGAAACGUUAAAGGCGAAGAAGAAGAUGAGGAUGGAGAUGGAAAAAUCGAUGAUAAAAAUGAUGUUGAGCAAGGAAGACAGACAUCGAUUGACCAUUCGAGUUGGCAAAUGAGCUCGUUUUUCUUUUACUCAGUUCUAUUUAUAUCGAUUAUUUCGAUAUUCAUUAGUAUAUACUUUCAUAAGCCGCAAUUUCCGCCGCUAGAAAUAGAUAAGGAUGGAUAUUGGAAGCCUGGUAAUCCUGUCAAAGAUGACGACACAAUUUAUAGCCAUACUAUCAAAAUCGAUGAAACUGAAAUUCAAAAAUUCAAGAAUAAAUUGGCAUCAGAAACGCGGAUAAAAUAUCGAAAUGAGGAAUAUGACAAGUAUCUGGAUAGACUUUUUCAAGUAAUUGAAAACUUCGAUUGGAAACAGCACGAAAAUUUCUUAAACACGUUCAAGCAAUAUAGAACGGAAAUCGAAGGUUUAAAUGUUCAUUUCGCUCGUAUCAGUACGCCGCUACAAGGAAAAAACAAGAAACUCGUGCCGAUAUUGCUUCUGCAUGGAUUCCCAGGCAGCUUCUGGGAUUUCUUCAAACUGGUUCCAAUUCUAUCAAAUCCCAGUCGCCACGGUUUCGAUUUCGGCGUAAAAGAAACUAUUCAGUUUGAUGUCAUCAUUCCAAGCAUUCCCGGAUUUGUCUUCUCAGAAAAACCGGAAAAAUCCGGAUUUGAUGCAAUCGCCAUAACGCGAAUCAUCGCAAAAUUAAUGGAUCGUUUGGACAUCGAUGAGUAUUUUGUUCAUGGCUGCCAAGGAUUUGGAUCUGAUAUUGCAACUCUGCUGACUUCCCUCUAUCCCGAUGACAUCCUUGGACUUCAUUUGUCAAAUCCGUUUGUGCGUCCGACUUUUUCAACAUAUACUCUGUCAAAAUACGUCUUCUCCGCUAUAUUUGGCAAUGAGGACGAACGUGGGUUCACUGAGAUUCAAGAGUACUUCAGAGAUGAAAAGUUCUCAGUGUCGAUGAGCCCAGAAGUGAUAGGGACAUCGCUUCAAAACUCUCCAAUGUCGACGGUUUUGUUCAUCGAAAAUGAAUGGAAGUCUCUAUCAAGUCGUGCAAAAACAACCAAUCUAUUCAAUUUGUUCACAUUAGACGAAAUCGCGACAGAGAUUUACAUUUACUGGCUGACAUCGUCUGCUCCAAGCGCCCUCCAGAUUCUCAACGAGUGCUAUAAUAAAGAUUUGAUAUGGCUAAGUGCUCAACCAAAGAUUCCAACAGCUGUUGUGUACUCAAAAGAAAGUCCGUGGUUAUGCUCAGAAAAUCUAUUGAGUGACAAAUAUUUGAACAUUACAAGAAUCACACAUCUUCCAAAAGGGGGUCUCUUCCAUCAUCUACAGGACGCAAAAAAGAUCGCAGAAGACAUUUUCUCCGACGGAGAAAGGAGAAAAAGAAGAUUAGCGUUUCGCGCGGGAAAAUUCCCAGAUGAUCUGAUCACUGCCGAAAAAAUUAAAAAGUUCACAUUUGCCAUUGAAUGUGCACCUGGACAGCCGAAGUACACAGACUUCAAAUUAACCGAAGGAAUGCUUUUAAUCAGAGUCCCAAGUUUUAUGGUGCCACCUGUGGAGUAUUGCGAUCAUCUUCUCAAAAUCAACGAUACACAAAUUAAAUCAAAAAAAGUUUUAGCUCAAUUUUUGGCCGAAAAUGUAGAUCAAAACAAACCACACGUGCUUGUGUUUCAUGUUCGGAGAAUAAUGAGUGUUGAACAUAUAACGGACCAUUCAAAAUUGCCUUCGAACGCUUCAAUCAAACGUCCAAAAACGAAUAAUCCGUUAGUGAAACCCUCAGAAGGAUACGAAUACUACAAGACAAUUCUGAUAUACUUCCCAAAAAGUAAGCUCGGAAUCAAUGUGAAAAGCUAUAAUGAUGUGGUAUAUGUCGAAUCGAUCGAUAAUACUUGGGGCUCAACAACUCGUCGUUUCUUAUAUGUCGGCGAUGCUAUUCUCAAAAUCGAUGAUCAGGAAAUUUUCGAUGUUCAAAAGACGCAGCAAACCCUCAUAAAUGGAUUGCAAAACAAUGGAAUUGUGACGUUGAUAAUUGAGAGAGCAACAGCACAAGCUGCUUCGAAUUUUGUGAGAUCGGUAUUAUUCUGGAACAAGUGUGUUGAUCCCCAACUGGCAAUGGACGUCAUUCAUAUUUGCAAGAAAAGAUACGAUUAUCACGUUAGGAAUGGUUUCGGACCCGAACCGAAGCCGAUUCUCCGAGAUAGCAGCUCCAAAAAACAGGAGUAA